AUGCCAGUCCCGAGUCUUGCCAACCUCGCCAAAACGCGGCUGGUGCAAAACAUACACAUGCUGGAAGAUAUAGGCGACAUACCCUACGCAUUCCUCGCUCCCGUCCUUCGCCAAAUCCAAGUGCCAGAACAACUCGUUCAGCUCGAAGCAAACUGUCCGCACAUACAAGGCGAAACGGGUGAGAUAUGGCUCCGUUUGAUCAAGAGGGACAUACCAGGCUGGGACAAGAAGCCACAUCAGCCCCGGGACCCGAAGAACUGGUGCAAAGUCUACAAGAAGCUCAAGGCGGAGGCGGCAGCUGAAGAGGAGGCUCAGCAGGACGCGCUAAGGCAGAAGAUGCAGGCGCUGCAGAAGGACCGAAAUGGCCACCAAACUACCAUCAUAAACGCGAAUUUGAAUCUUCCUUCUGCACGGCGCUCAGGCUGGUCUUUUGGAGGAGGUCAGCGGUCGGGAUGGGGGGAUCCGGCUGCCCCGAAGAAGACGGGUAAAGCAGCGUUUGACAAAUUGAAGAGGGGCAUAUACGAUGCCAAACGAGCCCGACCGAAAGCAUCCAUGAUGCCCCAACAUAUACUCAACGAGAGGAAAAGAACUGUUACGCAAGUGCCUGCUAGAAUGGUGAGGAUGGCGGAAGCAGAGGCGAUGAGCGAAGGACCGAAGCGCAUGCUCGUUCCCAAGGCAGCUUCAGCAUCUGUAGCUGGAGGCAACGCUACGCGACGUCCCAUCAUCAGACAACAGCCGAUGCCUCGUCUUAGCGACGCAGCUCCAGAACGUGCUGCUGAACGGCCUCGGUUACCAGCUGGGCAGCACUUCUCCGCCCCAAGACCUGCGCCAAAAACUCAGCCAUCAGCAUCCGGUGCGUCACUCAAGCGGUCGCGUUCAGGACCUAACAUUCUGGUCGAACCGAAGCGGAGAAAGGUGUGA
This is a messenger RNA of Didymosphaeria variabile, 921 nucleotides long. RefSeq lists its product as uncharacterized. The record is from RefSeq and is a predicted model, not a curated record. Gene Ontology annotation, biological process: transcription elongation by RNA polymerase II. The transcript has a single exon. The coding region runs from base 1 to 921 and encodes 306 amino acids. Gene Ontology annotation, cellular component: nucleus; elongin complex. Lineage: Eukaryota; Fungi; Ascomycota; Dothideomycetes; Pleosporales; Didymosphaeriaceae.